GGGGCGCGGAGGCCGGGUUGGGGGCUCGCCCUGCCGCCCCUUGCCCUUUCCUUUCCUGGACUUCCCCGGUCGUCAGCGCGACCCGGGCUCUGAGCUGCCCGCCAGGACGCGGUCGUCGCUCGUGAGGAGGUGGAGCUGCGCGGGCCGCCGCCCGCGGCUCGGCGCCCGGCGAGGAGGGCCGGCCCGCCGGACUCAGCGUCGGCGCGCGGAAGCCGGAGUCCGCCCUCCGCGGUGCGCUCGGCGCCGGCCGGGGCCGCCGGGGGUCGGGGUCCCACCGCGCGGGCCUGACAGCGGCUGGCAGGGGCAGAGAGCGCGGCGUCGGCUGGCGGUGUGAGGGCAGGCGCGGCCGCCGCCUUGCGGUUCGCUCGGUGGCCUCUCCGGUCUUUUUAGUUGUCUAUGAGAUGUGCUGUUAAACAGCGCGCCGCCGGGUCUCCGCGUCAUGGUGACGGCCUGCCUUCUGGCUUGAGGUUCGCGUUGAACUUAACCGGCUCUGCCCGUCAUGUGUUCGGGUCGGAACCGGGGGAGUCGGCCUGACUCCGCUCUUCGCAGGUCUCACAUUUUGGAUUCUGGCUGUCUUAUAAUGAGUGAUACUUUGAUGUUAGAUGUCAUUGGUCGAAGAGUUGAAGUAAAUGGAGAACAUGGAACAGUGCGUUUUUCUGGCAUUGUCCCUCCUGUGGCAGGACUCUGGUUAGGAGUGGAGUGGGACAAUCCAGAGAGAGGAAAGCAUGAUGGGAGUCAUGAAGGAACUGUGUACUUUAAAUGCAGGCACCCAACAGGAGGAUCCUUUAUUCGUCCCAACAAGGUAAAUUUUGGAGUGGACUUUCUUACUGCAGUUAAGAACCGCUAUGUAUUAGAAGAUGGAGCAGAAGGCCAUGGGGAAGAGCAGAUUAUUACAAUUGGGAAGAAGCCUGUGGAAACCGUUGGUUUUGACUCUGUGAUAAAACAGCAGAGUCAUCUGAACAACUUGCAAGAGAUUUCUCUAAGGAACUGUGCAGUAAGUUGUGCUGGUGAAAAAGGAGGAAUUGCCAGAACAUGUCCUAAUAUUACAAGAGUAGAUGUGUCAAAAAACCUACUGGCCUCAUGGGAUGAAGUGAUUCGUAUUGCUGAUCAGCUCGAAAACCUGGUGGUUCUUAAUCUCAGUGAAAAUAAGCUGCAGUUUCCCUCUGGCUCAUCAGCUGUAACUGGAACAUUUUCUACAUUGAAGGUUUUAGUUCUCAAUCAAACAGGAAUAACGUGGACGGAGGUGCUGCGGUGUGCCCCUGGGUGGCCAGUCCUCGAGGAGCUGUAUCUGGGCUCCAACAGCAUCUUCAUUUCAGAAAGGCCCAAUGAUGUUCUACAGAGGCUCAAGUUAUUAGACCUUUCCUCUAACCCGUUAAUUGAUGAAAACCAGCUGUUCCUGAUAGCCUAUCUCCCCAGAUUAGAACAACUAAUCCUUUCUGACACUGGAAUUUCUUCUAUACAUUUUCCGGAUGCUGGAAUUGGGUGCAAAACAUCCAUGUUCCCGUCCCUGCAGUACCUUGUAGUAAACGACAAUCGAAUAUCACAAUGGUCAUUCAUCAAUGAGCUAGAUAAAUUACAGAGCUUGCGUGCCCUGUCCUGCCUAAGGAACCCCCUGACUGAAGGGAGCAAGGAAGCACAGACCACUCGACAGCUCAUUAUUGCCAAAAUUGGUCAGCUGAAGACCCUGAACAAAUGUGAGAUUCUUCCAGAGGAAAGGCGAGGAGCUGAGCUUGAUUACCGAAAAGCUUUUGGAAAUGAGUGGAAAAAGGCUGGUGGACAUCAGGAUCCAGAGAAAAACAGACCAAAUGAAGAAUUUCUUGCAGCCCAUCCUAGAUACCAGCUCCUCUGCCACAAGUAUGGUGCACCUGAGGAUGGAGAACUCAAAGUACAACAACCAUUUAUGCUGAAAAACCAACUCCUGACACUGAAGAUAAAAUAUCCAAACCACCUUGAACAGAAGGUCUUAGAGAAGCAACUGCCAGGCUCCAUGACAGUUCAAAAGGUGAAGGCAUUAUUGUCACGUCUUCUCAAAGUUCCUGUGUCAGAACUUUUGUUGUCCUAUGAAAGUCCCAAGAUGCCGGGCAGAGAAAUUGAACUAGGAAAUGACCUACAGUCAUUACAGUUUUAUUCUGUGGAAAAUGGAGAUUGUCUGUUAGUGAGAUGGUAACAACCAGCUUUAAAAAUUUAGAGACUAGACUGUUCAUCAUGACUGGGGUUCACUGGAAAUGAUUUACUGGGACAGUUCUACUGUCAAAUGAGGUUUUACAAGUUGCCCAAAGUAUGACAAAGGAUGUACUUUUCACUGAGAAGAGACCAUUUGUAGGCUUGUAUGUAAUAAAGGCUUUGACUACU
Messenger RNA from Sciurus carolinensis (gray squirrel), 2352 nucleotides. It is a transcript of the gene Tbce, whose product is annotated as tubulin folding cofactor E. The record is from RefSeq and is a predicted model, not a curated record. Gene Ontology annotation, molecular function: alpha-tubulin binding. Gene Ontology annotation, biological process: protein folding. The coding region runs from base 500 to 2167 and encodes 555 amino acids. The transcript has 17 exons. NCBI's taxonomy places the organism in Eukaryota, Metazoa, Chordata, Mammalia, Rodentia, Sciuridae.